UAUAUAUUCUUAGCUCUGAAUAUAAAGACAACAUUUGCAAAUGCAAUCAGUUCAUACAGUAUUAUCUAGUAUUUCUAGUUAAAACAAUCAAAACAAUCCGUCCUAAAUUAUUAGACAAUCAUUAUCCAUGUCAGGGAUCAAAAAGAAGCAAUUUCGUUUUAGAAUCCCAUGGAUAUCAGGUUCUUCCACGGGAUUUCAGUCUCGUCCAAAACAAGGAUCAAAUUCUUCGUCGCAAUUAGCCUAUGCCCCACCACAGCCUCCUCCAACCCCAAUCUCUGAACCUCUAGAGAGAAAGAUGAUGUUUGCCAUUGCCACAUCCAACCCUAGUGAAAAUAACAUCAAAGUACCUGCAGAUCCGGUUAUCGCCAACGUCUCAAAUUCCACCAUGCAAAAUACUACUAUGAAAGAUGAUGCAACAAAUUUUGUUAAUAAAGUAACCACUGCAUACCCAACAACAAUAACAAAACUUCCGGACGAUGACAAAACAGUUAGUGUGGUAACUCUGGCUGGUGACAACAGAGGAGCAACAAUGCAUGUGGCAGAUUCCCACUCCCAAUCAACAAGGAAAAAGGGGUCAAUCCACAACAUUCACCUAACCAACGAGAAAGAAGAAAAGGAUGAAGCGGGGAAGGCAUACGUGAAUAGUAACAUACAAAGUAUGAAUAAUUCAUUGAUUGUUGAAGGUUCAAUAAAUGGAAGAGACCCUGGCGUUCGUGUCAUUCUUCCACAACAGCCCGAGCCUCAGGUUAAACGAGAUAUAGAAAAGCGCAGAGAUGAAGUUAAAACGGUUAGCCGGGUAGAGAAGUUAACUUACCAACCAAUGGUUAGAAGACGAUGCUUGAGAGGACUUAUGGUGGAACCAAGUGAUUCUGACCCUGAUAAUCCUGAUAAACCCUGUCGUCAUGCUGCAAAUUCAGUUGCGGAGAUGUUAGAAAGGAUAAGGUUUAGCGGCGCAGCUUGUUGUCUGUCUACCUUUCACUCGUGUGUAAUUAUCAUACUCGGAUUUUGAUUUUUCAUGUUGACAACAUCCAUAUUCUGUAUUGUUGAUUUUAUUUACAAUUGAUUCAUUUAUAGUAAAUUUUAUCAAGAUUAUUUACUUUAACAUGAGUAACACCAUAGUUGAUGUAUUUUCCUACUCACAAGA
Messenger RNA from Trifolium pratense (red clover), 1144 nucleotides. RefSeq lists its product as uncharacterized. The record is from RefSeq and is a predicted model, not a curated record. Bases 128 to 1009 code for a protein of 293 amino acids. Lineage: Eukaryota; Viridiplantae; Streptophyta; Magnoliopsida; Fabales; Fabaceae. The transcript has a single exon.